AUGGAAGUGCAGACGCAUGAUGAAGGGAAUGUGACCAGGAAUUGUACAAGCCAAGGGUGGACAGAUGUGUACCCUGCACCGUACGCCCUAGCCUGUGGAUAUGAUUCCAACAGCACACGAGAGGAAGAGCAAACGACAUCAUUCUACGGAACAGUGAAGACUGGCUACACCAUUGGAUAUACCUUAUCACUCAUUGCUCUUACAGCUGCUAUGAUCAUUUUAUGUCUCUUCAGAAAACUACACUGUACUCGAAACUAUAUUCACAUGCAUCUCUUCAUGUCCUUCAUAAUGAGAGCUAUUGCAGUCUUCAUAAAAGAUGUCAUCCUUUUUGAGAGUGGAGAGUCUGAACACUGUUUUGAGAGCUCGGUCGGCUGCAAAGCCAUGAUGGUUUUCUUUCAGUACUGCGUCAUGGCCAACUUCUUCUGGCUGCUUGUGGAAGGCUUGUAUCUUCACACCCUGUUGGUCAUCUCCUUCUUUUCAGAGAGGAAGUACUUCUGGUGGUACAUUUUGAUCGGCUGGGGUGCCCCUUCUGUGUUCAUCACCGCUUGGACUGUUGUCAGGAUUUACUUUUCCGAUAUUGGGUGCUGGGAGGACAUAAUGGAUUCCCCACAUUGGUGGAUCAUUAAAACUCCUAUUUUGUUGUCUAUUUUGGUAAAGUAUCAGUACAUUCUGCUGACCGAAAAGCCCUUUUUUACAUGGGGAGGGAG
Molecule: messenger RNA, 707 nt
Organism: Tinamus guttatus (white-throated tinamou)
Lineage: Eukaryota; Metazoa; Chordata; Aves; Tinamiformes; Tinamidae
Source: RefSeq, a predicted model, not a curated record